AUGGGGAAACACAAGCCCAUAGUUAAGAGUGAGGAGGACAUCAACUCUCGUGAUAAGUACAUAACCUGGACAGACGAGGCAACUAAGUUUAUGCUUGAGUGGUAUAUUGACCUCCGUAAAGACAAACCUGCAUCUUUCAAGUUCAAGAAACAACAUCACUUACAGUGUGCGGAUGCUCUAAAUGGCAAGUUUUCGCUUGGUGUCACUCAAAAUCAAGUAGAUCGGCACUACCGUGCAUGCAAGGAGAAGUCUGGCUGGGUGCGUCGUGCCAUGGCCAAUAGUGAAAAUGGCUUCGACUAUACCUCAUGCAAAUUCACAAUUUCUGAGUCUGAGAAGGAAAAUCUCAAUGUGAGUACUGUGGUCAACUACCUUACUAAACCAAUCAGGUUCUUCCAUCAAUUGCGAGAGUUGUUCUCAAGCCAGUCCCAUGCUGAUGGUUCACUUGCAGCUGACCAAACCACUGUCAAUUUGGAUGACGAUGGUGAUGACUAUGAGAAAGUUGAAGCUUAUACAAUUCCGGUGGACAGUGAUGAAGCUGACUCGGACACCAUUGGUGGGCGAAGUCCUCGAGUUGACUUGGAUGGCAAUCCAUCGAUCAAGAAGCGCAAGCGUGUCACAUCAUCACCUCACAAGAAACAAAUUAAAGGCAAAGCAAAUAGCAAGAGCAAGGUAUGUGAUGAUGAGAUGGCAUCGAGUAUUAAGAGGCUAGCAGACUCUCUUGUAGCUCCUCCUGUCCCUAUACAACCAGUGCCACCUGCAGAUCCUUAUGCAAAUAUUUGGAAGCGAAUAAAUGCUCUCCCAGUCACAGCGAAGGACAAGCUUGAGAUCGCGGCCCAUCUAUCCAAGCCAGAGCAAGAUGUUUUUCGUAGUUACCUCAACCAUGCCGAUGACGCAUUGCUUUCAGAGUGGGUCAUUGGCUAUUUUGAGCAUCGAUUCCAGAAUGGUGGUGGCAAUGGUGGUUCCGUUGUUCCCUAA
Messenger RNA from Brachypodium distachyon (stiff brome), 975 nucleotides. RefSeq lists its product as uncharacterized. The coding region runs from base 1 to 975 and encodes 324 amino acids. The transcript has 2 exons. NCBI's taxonomy places the organism in Eukaryota, Viridiplantae, Streptophyta, Magnoliopsida, Poales, Poaceae. The record is from RefSeq and is a predicted model, not a curated record.